Molecule: messenger RNA, 8137 nt
Organism: Hemibagrus wyckioides
Lineage: Eukaryota; Metazoa; Chordata; Actinopteri; Siluriformes; Bagridae
Gene: dlgap4a
Product: discs, large (Drosophila) homolog-associated protein 4a
Exons: 13
Coding region: 602-3757 (1051 amino acids)
Biological process (GO): signaling
Cellular component (GO): postsynaptic specialization; glutamatergic synapse
Molecular function (GO): molecular adaptor activity
Source: RefSeq, a predicted model, not a curated record
GCGCGGCUCUUUCUCACCGGCGCGCGCGGGCGGAAGCAGGGGGUGACGCUUCCCCGGUAAACGGCGCGCGCCUCCAGUCGCAGUCAGUGAGUCACUCCGAAGCAGCGCCGGUGUUGGCUCGUUCAGUCGCUCGCGCUCAGUCACCGGCGGCGGAUAUAAGCGGAAUCUAACGGCAGGAUGUGAACAUCAGCAGCGAGUCGUGCCGCUGCAGCCACAGGACACAGGACAUGUAGAGGAUCCCGCGCGCGCGUCGGUGAGUGGCGCGUGCGCGUCUGGCGGAAAAAAAUAAAGCCGGGGUUAAAAAAUGCGCGGUGCGUCGGCGCGGAGCUGAAGCGCAACUCUCUUACAGGGAUUAAUACAGAUCGCAAUAAGAAUUAAGAAAACAACGACACAACAACAAACCCACAAUUUCAAUGAUCAACAGCGUGCGGGUGCGUGAAUUCAGGCGCGUUCGUGCGCUUUAUUUGUCCGAGAUGACCGGAUGAGGGAAGGACACGCGACUGGUCUCGAGCAGCAGGUUCACCAGCGGACACGCGCAGGUGGCGCCCUCCAGGCCUGUAGACACACUUGAGCACGGAUCAUGUUCUAAAGCAGAUCAGCCAUGAAAAGCAUAGGGGCCAGCCACACUCGUCACUUGUCGGACUCCUGCAUGCCUGUGGCAGGACCCCAGGAGCCGAUAUGCCCCUUGACCCCGGACCCCCAUGCAUCGUACAUCCUAAGCCCCGCAAUCAGCCACUAUGGUACCCUCGAUCCACACAUGCACCACUUCCCUCCUGCUAGCCCCAUUGCUCUGCAGUCCGACUGCCUGCUGCCCCUCAACAACCAGCUGACCACCAGCAACACCUUCCCUCGCUUCCAGUUCCCCUCCCAAGUCAAUCCGACGGAAUACACUCAGCAGGGUUGUGUGUCUCAGACGGCCUCUCGCACAGGCACCCUCACCACCUCUGCAUCUAUGGGAAUGGGCUUAGGUCUUGGACUCACGGUUCCACCUAUGAUCAGCAGUGGCACAGCAACAAUCUCUUCAGCUGCAGCAGCCAAGAUGAACCGCAUCCCAACUGGCCUGCUGGACCAGCUAGAGCACCAUGUUCCACUACAACGCGAUGGCUUCAGCACACUUCAGUUCCAUAGACGGAGUCGAGGUGCCAAGCAGCGCAGUGAGAGCCCUGGUCGUAUCCGCAACCUGGUGCACUCAGUCCAAAAACUGUUCUCCAAGACACAGUCUAUAGAGGGCUCGGGCGGUAAGGGGACUGUGCAAGGAGCCGAUGGCACCAAGGCCACACGCCGGUCCAAGAGUAAGGACCGUGCCAAGACAGAGGGUGCCAAAAGACGUGGACGGCCAAACCUCUCCGGAUUCUGGAGCUCAGAUGACGCUCUGGAGGAUGAAGCAACAACUCAAGAGGCAACCGGUCCAGUGGCCGUAGCUUAUCGUAACCCACUGACCAUGAUGACACUGGGCAGGGCAGUGUCAGACAGCCAGGCUCCUCCCAGAACACACGUACAGGGCUACAAUACCAUCGCUGCUCACCGUUCUCUCAAGCCUUCCAAGAGCAGUGGAGAGCUGAAAACUCAGACAAUUUCCUCAACUGGUGGAUCAGCAGGGGAUGGUACACUGGCAAAAAGAGGUUCUUGGUCAACACUAACUCUGAGCCAGGCUCGGCAGGUGCUGCAGAAAGGAACAGCCACAGUGAACCGGACAUUGCUCAAGUCUAAGUCCUACCACCAGGAGUUGACCUCCAACUUCUUACAGGUUCCUGUGGGAGAUUGGAGUGGGACUGUAGGUAAAGGAGCCGGAGCAGGAGGAGAGAUCCCAUGCAGGAGAAUGCGCAGUGGCAGUUACGUCAAAGCCAUGGGAGAUCCUGAGGACAGCGACCAGUCUGAUAGCCCUCCCUCACCAAAACCCUCGCCAAAAACAGCCGCCCGGCGCCAGAGCUAUCUAAAGGCCACACAACAGUCACUCAGUGAACAGCAACCGCCUCUGCCACCUCGCAAACACCGAUCAUGCCCCUUCAUGUGGGAGCAGUAUGGGGUGUCAUGGGCUCCUCUACAGAACGCCUACUCCAUGCAGCACCUGGCAAGUUGCUUGCCAUCUUUGAGAGAACUCACCACCAACCGCAGCCUGGAUAACCUGGACUGUCUGGUGGGGCAAAGUGAUUCUCAGCACUGGGAGAGAGAAGGGAACUUCGGUCACGGCUCGUCCACACUCGGACGGAGUUCUGGCAUUAGCCAGAUGGAUCAGAGCUGUCUGUGCUCGGCAGCUUACAGCCACAUGGACUCACAGGCGGUGGAGGCUCUGGAUCUGCCAACACCAACCUGCUUCCGCUCGCGCAGCCACAGCUACCUACGUGCCAUCCAGGCUGGCUGCUCUCAGGACGACGACUCGGACUCGGACGAACCUCCUCUGAACACCGAUAGCAACACGAGCACCCGGAAUAAGACUCCACCCCCGGUUCCUCCUCGCUCCGCCUCCAAGCCCUUUAUCUCAGUGACGGUGCAGAGUAGCACGGAGUCGGCGCAGGACACCUAUCUGGAGCAGCGCAGCGACGCCAACAGCCAAUCAGGACGCAGCAAUUCGUCAGACAGUGCCACCAGUUCAAGGACAGGAAGCCUUGCCAAAGCUCCUCUCCCCCUGAUACCCCAUAUCCCUGUGCCCAUCCCCCUGGUUCCCCCCAUCCCCGUUCCAGUGCCCAGUGCCCGUGUGAGCAGCCCUCCUCCUCCUCCUGCCCGAGAAACCCAGACCGUGAGCGUCGGCUUCACACAGGACGAACUUCGGGGUGCCGCCAGGAGGAAACUGUCCUCCAUCGGUAUCCAGGUGGACUGUGUUCAGCCUGUACUCCGAGAGGAACACACCCCCACCACGAAGUUCCAGUCUAUUGGAGUUCAGGUGGAGGACGGCAGGCCGCUGAGUCGCUUCAGCAGCAUGGCGUCCAGACAGGAGACAGCCGAGGUGGAGCCUCAGGACCGGACGGACGGUAAGGUGGAGAGCAGUAGCUUGGCUUGCAGCACUCAGACGCUGGACUGUACAGGCUGCGUAGGCAGAGCACAGAAAUCCUCCUCCACCGUCACAGAGAGCAUUGAGGAGGCUCUGGACCCGUCCUCUCUGCCUCCUCCUCCUCCGUCCCUGCAGAGCGUGAGCGUGAACGGAGCAUCAGACCAGCCCGGGGCCCCGGCGGCGUGCCUCAGGGACGGACACUGCUUUCUCCGACUGCUGCAGGCUGAGACGGGGCGCAUGGAUGCCUGGUGCCAGCAGAUGGAGCAGGAAAGCAAAGAGAAGCAGCUCUCAGAAGAAGUGCUGGGGAAGAUCCGCAGUGCGGUAGGCAGCGCUCAGUUGCUCAUGUCUCAGAAGUUCCAGCAGUUUCGAGGCCUGUGUGAGCAGAACCUGGACAUGAACGCUCAGCCGCGGCCCACUGCUCAGGACCUGGCGGGCUUCUGGGAUCUUCUGCAGCUCUCCAUCGAGGACAUAAGCAUGAAGUUCGACGAGCUUCACCUGCUCAAGGCCAACGACUGGAAACUGCCAGAGAGCAGCAAAAAGGAGGAAAGGAAGCCUGCGACCGUGACGACACCGAAGAAAGCACCAAAGCCCAAAGCCAGUGGGCCGAAGGAGAAGAGCAGCGGAGACUCGGCCGCUGAUAAACAGAGACAGGAAGCACGGAAGCGGCUGAUGGCUGCCAAACGAGCCGCAUCCGAGCGGCAGAACUCUGCCACGGAGAGCGCAGACAGCAUUGAGAUCUACGUCCCUGAGGCUCAGACUCGCCUCUGAGAGAAACCACACACACACGCACACACACACACACAAACACACCGACUCACGCGCUUUUGGAGCCUACAAAGACGCAGAACUACGGAACAGCACGAACGUGGGAAAUAAUAAAUAAAUAAACUGUGUGUCAGCGCCGUAGCGCUGCCCAAGAAGUUUAUUACUCUUUUACUUGUUCUAAUAAGAAUUAUUAUACAGAGCUGUAAUUAUCUCACGGAAUAAUAUAUCAAACCCUCGCCUGUAAAUUGUCUUCAUAUCUCAGACGCCACGUCGCGUGUGUUUUACGUGGGUGUGUGUUCUAAAGAAUCCGCCGCCCUUCAGUCACCCCGCCCACCCUGAGACACCCUCGACAUGCCCCCAUCCCCGACCCCACUCCCCUCCUUCCCCAGCACGCACUCAGGAUUCUGCACGUGUGCACUUGUUUUACAGCAAUGUGGUCUUCCUCUCCUCCUCUUUACACCUUCCAUCAUCAUCACCACUUAUUAUUGUUAUUAUUAUUAUUAUCAUCACUGCAUCAUCAUUUAGGGCAUUCAAAUUAUAGGCAUGUGGAAUUUUAUGGGGGGGGGUAUUUUGGCACUAAUCCACCUUCAGACAUUUAAAAAGUCAUGAAUUCAUGCUGCGUUCGCACUAACCAGCGGCGGUCCAUUUCAUAUUCAACUUUUCUACAUGCCUUAUGAGGAAUAUAAACCUUUGAGGCAUGCGGUUACAGGAAAAUAAAUACACAACGAUUAUAUUUGUCCAUGAAAGAAUGAUGCAUAAUUUUUAUCCGUUUAGAGUUAUGUGCAACGUCCAUGAAACAAGUUUCUGUUCUCAUGUUAGCUACAAACCCUCGUUCUCUUACCACUCUCUCUCUCUUUCUCUCACUCUGUCUGUAUAUCUCUCUCUCUCUCUUCCCCCUCUAUACAGUUUAAUAAAAGAAAAACGCAGCUUUUCCUGUUCCAAGCAAAAUGUGGCCGAACAAUUAAGACUGUUACAAAGCGCUGACACUGGAGACUCCUUCCAAAUACGUCUCCUUAUAUGAAACAAAUCAUAUCAAAUUCAGCAAAGCUGUGGAGUAAGAACUUCUGAUUUUUUUUUUCCUCCCUAAAAUUAGAUAGAUGUUAGACUGAGAAGGUUCUUCUCCCGUUUUCUCUCAUGUGCAUCUGAAAUAUUUUGGCUCAUGAAACGUAUGAACCCAGGGUCAGAUCACAAAAACCAAGAGCUAGAGAAUGUCUAAUUCUGUCCAGCGGAUAUUUUAUUCAUUUUACGGAUUAAUUAUAUUAAUCCUGCAUUUCUGACUGAAUUUUCCCCACUGUCUGUUUGUCAAUCGUUUUUGUUUUAUAAUAUUGAAGUAACUAUGUCUCUGUGCUGGUCAUGACUGUGUGUGUAAAACAAUUCUUCUGCUUUCUGAAUGUAGAGGGGACUUUAAAACACUUCAGCUGUGUGCUUUCGCACGUCGACUCAUCCUCAGCACUCGCACCUCGACUUUAUGAAAGGGAUGUUUCACGGCUUAAGGUUUUAUGCGCUUCCUGAAUUUCAUCCUCCAUCUACAGACUGAUUGAUUUCUAUUUUUUCCCUGGUGAAUGUAAGGACGUCCGAUACACACUCCGUACACUGAGACUAUCAGAUUUGCUGAUUUUGUUUUUUUUCGUACAUUUAACUCGUCACAAUGAUCGUUGAGGGUCAUUAUUUCAAUCUCGCACACGUCAUUAGCUGAAAAAUAUCAAGUCCCCACAGCAGCACCUUAUCAGAAAUCAAUAAUCGGAGCACGGAUGUUGUCGUGGAAAAAGGGUCGUGUUUCAUUCACGCUAACACGGCGCUCCUUUUUGUCAUGCAGAGAUUUUCAUGAAGAGAUUGUUUGAAAAUUUGUUCUUUGGAUCCUAGAGGUUAUAUACUGCAUUUUUUUUUUUAAUUAUAGUCGGAAGAGAACUUGAUUUGAUUAGAACCCCUUUCCACGCAGAGUAGCUAUGCAUCACUUUAGUUUACAUUCGAUAUCUUAGGGUCAGAUUUGAGCUUCGAGGUAAAUCCUGUGAAAUAAUUUUAUAGGAUUUAACGAAUUCUGCAUCACAUGACUGAAAAUAGCCGUCCAGUUUUCAUCAGACAGCCUACAUUCACACUAGCGAGCCACAAGCAGCUGUUUAUUUUUAUUUUUAACUACAUACAAACCGCUUAAAAUUUCAGCGACACUUAAAAUUUCAAUCAAGAUUUUCUUGAUUUUGUGAAGCUGUAAAAUACAAACCGUCAUUCCAUGUCUGGCUUGAAGGACUGACAAACAAAUCUUCACAACUUUAUCUGAAUUUCGGAUGUUAGAGACGUUAGGAAGAAAAACGAAACUUGGAAGGAAGAUAGAGAUCUCUGGCGUUACUGAUAAGUGUACAUAGCUAGGAGAGUUAGCUUGCAUUGCUAAACUAAUCCAAGCUAGGCUAAAAUAGUUCACUCUAGACAAUGAAAUCAAACAACUAAUCCUACUGUUUAUCUACUUGGUUUUAGAAGAUGUUUAUAGCUAAAAAUAAAUAAAUAAAAGAUGUACAAACCACGCCCACAAACCCAUGCAACUUGUCACUCGCUGGUGUGAAUAUAGUGACCCAACACACACACACAGCUCCUGGGAACAACACGGCUGUUAGUCCCCAAAAACCACCAAUCUCUCCACUGUCCCUUAAUGUAUAAUGUGUGUGUGUGAGAGAGUGGGUAAGAGACACUCCAAUUUCACACAGUUUUGAACCAGCAAACAUUUCAUCUCAUUACCCAUCAAAACUCCACACACAACACACUCCACAUGCAUUUCUCGCCACUUCCAUGACGCCACUAUCAUCGUACAAUCCCCUUCUUCUUUUUUAUUUUUUUCCUGUACCGUAGACUGAACUGUAUGCUAGCGUUAGCUUUAGACUCUGCAGAAUGUGCAUAUUUUGGAUUAUUUUUAAGAGAAGCUGUACAUUUUCAUUGUCCAGAGAAAUAUUAAACUUCCCUUUUCUUCUUUUUUAUACACAGAGUUUGUCAUCAUUCAUCUUUCAGGUUCAGUUUUUUUUUGUUUGUUUGUUUUGGUUAAUCGUCACAACGAUAGCAUCACAUUUCAUAUUUUACACGAAUACAAAAAAAAAGAGAAAAGUUUGUAUUUUUCAUUGUUAUAUUUGAGUGCAUUAUGUAGGGCAGUGAGGUGUGUCUGUGUGAAGGGAUCCUGCUCACUGUCUUCUGAGGAGUUUCUUUGGAGCUUCUUGUUGGUUUCUGUGAGUAACGAAACCCCGGAACAUGUCGUACCUUUUCCUUUAAUCGUCAGGUGUGAACUCUGUAUAAUGAACCACACACUGAUCUCUGCAAUAAGAUUCCUCACACACUCUGUUCUUAAACUGCUGGUUUCUGGUGUCAGGUAGAAAACCUGCACAAUAUUUCCAUCAUCAUUAAGCUGUAGCGGUGGAUUUUAGAGGAAAAUGGAGUUGUUUUGUCUUCAGACCAAAGCAUCAAUAGUUCAACAGUCAUAACAGAUAUAUUAUUUAGACAUAACACAUAACAUCAUUUCCUGUAAACAGCAGCUGUUAUGUUUAAAAGUUUGAAUCGUUUCCAUAAUGUCCAAGAGUCAGAGUUUGGUUGGGUUUGUACUGUUAAAGCUAAGCUUCAUCCUAAAUCGACAUAAUAAUGCAAAAACCAGACAUUUAGUGGGGUCCGACAUUUCAUUUAAAGAAAUAUUUGGUUUAAACUUCAGUCAUUGACAUGCAGGUUCCUACAGUAACCACAAUUCCUGUGGACUACCUGUUGAUAAUGGUGCGGUGAUACUUUCACCUUGAUGCAGCGGCGCUUUAAUCCUUUACUCUAUCUAGCUCAUCGGUACACUGCUCAAACAGGUUAGCCUCCAGAGUUAAAAAUAUAUCUGUUUUUAAAAUCAAAUUUUUUGUCACACACUAAAACCAUCAUCUGAAAUAUUAGAAAUAUUAAAUGUAUUUAAAGAUAACUUCUUUUUUUUUAACAUUUUGAUAUUAUGUUGUUGUUUUUUUGCAGUCUGGACCUUCUCAGAGAUGACAAACCUUACCUUUAAGAUCCAUGAGCGAUCGUUUUUUCUUUACCGCAAAAUAUUUGCCUCAACACUUUUGCCAGAUCAUUACCCAAAGCUCUGUAUACAAUUCCACCUUCAAACGUAAAGCCACACAUCUGUCCUGAGGCUGACCGUGUAGAUCGUGUAGAUCGACGGUCAGUUUUUAGCCUCUGUGACGUCUUUUUCUUAUGGAAAUCAUUGUGUCAGACUCAUGAUUAGGAACAUCUCGAUGAGCGUGUGUUGACUUGCACAGCGGUAGCCAUCAGCUUCACGUACUUAUUAGCCUGCUUGCCUUCAUCCUGGCUGAUCAUCUACACAUUACAUUUUUAUUUUGGCCAAACUAUUACUUUAAUAAAAUCUAACAGUGUACAAAGUAA